UAUAGCUUUAUAAAAAGCAUAAUGUUAAACCAAGCCUAUGUAAACACAUAACACUCUGUAUUUUCAGAAGGUUUAUCAAUUAGGACGUUAGAUGUGGACUUUAUAACAACAUUUUAACAGAUAAAGAUAAAUCUUAGUAGGGUGAACCUUUGCAAAUAACUAAAAGGUUUAUCAAUUAGGACGUUAGAUGUGGACUUUAUAACAACAUUUUAACAGAUAAAGAUAAAUCUUAGUAGGGUGAACCUUUGCAAAUAACUAAGCAAAAAUUAGGGAUGAUAAUUAUACAUAGACAAGAAUAAGUUAAGUAAAACUUAAGAACUGUGAUUAAGUGUUGCUGGAAAUUAUAAUGUUUAAAAUGACUCUGAAACGAAAUUGGGACAGCUUUAUUGGUGAAUAGAUUAGUUCAGAUUACACAUUGAAUAAAAUAUCUACAAAAUGGCUACUGGUAAACAAAUAGAUACGGAUAUUCUUUCAGAUGAAAUAUUUGAUACUUUAUGUUCAAUGUGUAAAAAUAAAGGGAAAAAUACUGAAGGUGAAAAAUACUGUGUAGACUGUAAGGAUUAUUUCUGUAUAACUUGUGUUCAAGUACAUGAUCAAGUGCCUCUGUGUGCUGGUCACAAGGUGCUGGAUAAAUCUCAAGUUAAGUCAGGAACCAGCAAAACUCUGCCGAGGGCACCAACAGAGAGAUGUGACAGACACAGUCAUAAACACAUUGAUAUGUACUGUCAGAACCACGAUAAUGUUGGCUGUUCUACAUGCAUGGCAGUUGAUCACAGAUUAUGCAAGGACACAUUCUACAUACCAGAAUUUAUCCAAAACAAUACUUGCCAACUUGCAUCCAGAGAAAUUCAAAUAAGACUCAAGGAAAUAGCCAAGACCCUUGCUAAACAUGCUGAUAGAUUUAAACAGGAUAAACAAAGGCUGCUGAAGAGGAAAGCAGAAAUACUGGCCGAUAUCAGAAAAUUCCGACAAGAAAUCAAUGAUCAUCUUGACAAACUGGAGAAAAGUUCAAUAGAUGAGAUAGAAGAUAAAGUCAAAUGUCUUGAAGACAAGAUUGAAGCAGGUCUCAAACAACUACAAGCAAAUAAGUCCAGGAUUACAUCAGCUAAUGAUAAAUUAGCAUAUACAAACACAAAUAAAGCUGAAGUGUUUGUUCAUGUUAAGAUGGCAGAGAAUGCUGCAAAUGUUGCCAACAUGUAUAUUGAAGAUGCAAAAAUUAAAAAUACAGUAGAAGACAUAGAUUUUCAACCUGAUAGAACAAUUCUUACACAGCUAGAACAAAUGAAGGCCCUAGGCACACUAUCAGAAAAACCUGCAAAGGCUUCUAUUAAUUUAUUUCAGAUUAAAGGACAUCAAUUAUAUAAUGUAAAAGAUAAGUCUGAUACAACAAAUUGUCAUAUUACCAGUGCCUGCUGUAUGGAAGAUGGUACAAUAAUUCUUGCAGAUUACAACAACAACAAGCUUAAAAGGUUACACAGUGAUAACUAUACUGUCACAGACUGCUGUGAUCUACCUGGACGACCACAUCAAGUGUGUAUGAUCAAUAACACACAAGUUGCAGUAACUGUUCCACAUCGGAAUGAAGUUCAUUUCAUUUCUCUUAGUGGUAAAAUGAAAACAACAAACAAGAUUAAAACUGAUUUUGGAUGUCGUGGUCUUGCAUAUGCAAACAAUAAUUUAUAUAUUUCAGAUGGGUGACACAUCAGUAU
Ruditapes philippinarum (Manila clam) is the source of this 1709-nucleotide messenger RNA. RefSeq lists its product as uncharacterized. Gene Ontology annotation, cellular component: nucleoplasm; chromatin. NCBI's taxonomy places the organism in Eukaryota, Metazoa, Mollusca, Bivalvia, Venerida, Veneridae. The record is from RefSeq and is a predicted model, not a curated record. The coding region runs from base 436 to 1698 and encodes 420 amino acids. Gene Ontology annotation, molecular function: ubiquitin-protein transferase activity; zinc ion binding. The transcript is spliced from 2 exons. Gene Ontology annotation, biological process: positive regulation of DNA-templated transcription.